Messenger RNA from Hippoglossus stenolepis (Pacific halibut), 2540 nucleotides. RefSeq lists its product as uncharacterized. Gene Ontology annotation, cellular component: membrane. Gene Ontology annotation, biological process: regulation of cell differentiation. The record is from RefSeq and is a predicted model, not a curated record. The coding region runs from base 225 to 1088 and encodes 287 amino acids. Lineage: Eukaryota; Metazoa; Chordata; Actinopteri; Pleuronectiformes; Pleuronectidae. The transcript is spliced from 5 exons.
CACACACACACACACACACACACACUAGAGCAGUUGGUGUAACAUCCCAUCACAACCCAUUUUCAUACCAAGCUGCUGGACUGUGGCCCUGUGGAGAAGAAUCGCUGUACGAGGAUUAACGCCGGGCAUUAAAACUCACAUUGAGCCUCGUGAUUUUACCCCAAUCCUGUCCCUGUAUCCCGUUCUCUCUGAGCCUGUCACACUGGGUUCCAUCGUCUGCUAACAUGAACAUGAACAUGAACAUCUCUGGGAUCCAUCACGGGACGCUGAGGAUGUACGGUGGAUUCAUUUUCAAACAGUGGAAAAAGAGGUUUCUGCUGCUCACAGCUGAGGGCAGUCUUCUUGUUUGCCAUGAUGUGUCGUCUCCUCCUGACCAGCUCGUGCUGCUGCAGAGCAGCUGUGAGGCCAUUGUGGAAGGAAAGGAGAUCCUCGACCUGCCUAAACUACCAUCGAGCGGAUGCAGGGAUUGCUGCUUCGCUCUGAUCCUCCCCCAGAACAAGUACCUGCUGCUGCUGGCUGACACACCUGCAGACUGCAGUCAAUGGGUGAAUGUGCUGAAAAAAGUGAAAAUGAGUCUUUCAUCACCUCUCAGUCCCUGUAGGAGACAUCAGGUUCCACCGCACAUUUCUCUGCACGACCUGGUGCCAGAGCAGAUCCUGGACAAAGAUCAACCGUCUCCCCCUGUUAGUGACAGGAAGUCCCCCUCCCCAGGUCCCAUGAGCUGUCCGUCCCCGAGGGAGAAAGGCCGGAGUUCUCCCCGUACAAAGUAUGAGAAAGGAAGUCCACAUUCCGUGAGAUGCCUGCGUCACGGCACCAUCAGUAACACCGAGGCAGUGAGAGCGGUUUAUCUGCUGAUGGGAGGGGCUGCUGCUUCUUCUGCUAUGGGUUACCUAGGGGCAUGCUCACCCUCUAAUCUGGAAGCCAAAGCUCCUGACCUGCCAGUCAACGCAGAUUUCUCUGGUUUGGGACCAGCAGGGACGUACCACACCGGCAGCCCCGCACUCGACUCCCCUCACUAUAACAGCUUUGACUUCGAAGUGGCAGACUCUGAUUUUGAUGCUUUUGAUUGUGGUGGGUUUACGUUCUAAUGAUGUGCUGCUUGUAGGCUGUGGAUAUGAACGGUUUGGAUGACGGUGACAAAAAGGUACGUUAUAUUGCAUCAUGACCUCUUGGAUUGACGGAUUCGUGAGAGCAGUUUCAAUUCAUGAUGCUUUUCAGGAGACUUAUCUCCUUUUAAGGUGUAUUAAGGAAGCUAUUGACAAGCUGGUGUUACCUGCAGUAUUGAAACAUUUAGCAGUUAGGAGGAGUAAUAUUAUCAUCCGUAUGCAGUUGUGUCUGUGUCCUACGGGCCAUUGUAAAUCCAAUAUUACUUCUUUUGCUCUUUUUUUUUUGUCUCCACUGCCUUCUGAGGGAAAUAAUUAGCUGCUAAAUACUCCACUGUGUCCCCCAGCUGUCUUUGUGCAGGUUGGUGCAGAGCAGGAAAUGUACUGGAAACCAUUGUCUACUGCAGCUGAAAACCCAAUGAGCAUGACAUGUGAACAAAAACUUUAAAGUGAUGAGCCAAACAACUAAAACGUUGCUCUCUCCUCAACCCAGUAAUGCAGAGUGGAUCUGUAUAUUCAAGUGGGUUCUUCACUAGGCGUCACCCUAUUAAAUUGUCAUUGUCAAAUUUUUGCACAUUAUUUUGUUUAAUUUGUAUUUAAUUCAUUUUGAAUUGACUUGAAGUUCAAAUCAGUUUGUGUUGGACCAUCAGACGCAUGCAUGCACACAUUUCUGGAGGAUUACUCCGACAUGUAUUGAAACAUAUGAUCAUUUCUGUCGUGUUGUCAUUCCAGAAAACCCUGCCCAGUGAGUGUUACAAAUCAUGGCAGGUUUCCUCAUAAGCCUUUAAACACAUAACUCUGUAACUCCAACUAGACCUUGUGGUGUUGUUUUACAUCAGUACCUAACACACCCCCAUGUUUUAACUGAAGGUUUCAAUAGUUGACAUAUUUAGAUUGUAAUAUGAACAUGUGAUUAAAUUGCACAUUCAAUGUGUCCAUGAGUAAGUUUUGGUAAAAAAGUUACGUUUAUGUGUUCACUUUAAUUCUGUGUUAUUAACAACUACACCUUAACUGUGAUAUGGACACUGUGAUAAUUAUUGCAAAAACAAUGUUGUGAAUAUUCCUCUCACCACAUGUAGUACACUAUCAACACUAUCAGUGAUUGUGAAUGUGAUUACAAUUUGUUAGAAUUCAUAAUGUGCUGUGUAUGUGUUUCAAGUGGAUAAAAACAAUGAAUGAAACUAAUUAGCAGCAUGAUACACUCAUAAUGUCUUAGUCCACAGCCUUGAGUAGAUUAGAACAGAUCUGCAUCUGAAAUUGAAUUUAGCCUCUGACUGGAUUAACCAAUAGGGCUUUUCAGCAUCAUCUACUUGUGUGCAUGUACAGUGAUUCGUUCAACUAUCCAGCUGUGCUUAUGUCAUAUGUUCUGUUCAAAGCAGAUGGAUGUUGUGAUGUCUACUUUCACUUAUAUGAAUAAAGCCAACAUGUGGAAAUGUC